Molecule: messenger RNA, 573 nt
Organism: Teleopsis dalmanni
Lineage: Eukaryota; Metazoa; Arthropoda; Insecta; Diptera; Diopsidae
Exons: 1
Coding region: 1-573 (190 amino acids)
Molecular function (GO): zinc ion binding; nucleic acid binding
Source: RefSeq, a predicted model, not a curated record
AUGUUGGGAGCUCUGCUAUUAGAACUUGACAAGGGGACUAAGGCAAGCUUAGAGUUCUGCGAGGAAAUAAGGAGUGCAUUGCAAGAAACGGCGGAGGUAACUGGUGUGAUACCGAAAACCACCAUAGAGAUAAGGGAUCUCGAUGCGCUUACGACAACGACGGAAGUCGAAGAAGCGGUUAAACGACUCAUUCCAAACGGAAUCGAGCGGUUGAAGGUCACGGUCACCAAACCAAAUAACAAAGAACUGGUCAGAGCUUACGUGCAACUACCCACCGUAGCAGCUGAUAAGCUUCUCGUGAGAGGCUCGAUCAUUAUUGGAUGGGUCAAACCAAAAAUGCGGACGCGCACCGAAACAAAGCGUUGCUUCAGGUGCCUUGGUGUAGGGCAUAUGCAGAGAAAUUGUAAGGGUCCAGAUAGAACAAACCUCUGCAUCAAAUGUGGCGCACCUGGACACAAACUAAAGGAAUGCACAAACUCUCCGAAGUGCUGCGUCUGUACUGACGCUGGCCUCAAAACCGUCGAUCACAUUGCUGCAUCUGGCAAAUGUGCAUCGGUAAAGGCCCAAAGAUGA